AUGGCUCUGCUGCCGCCCGACCCGGUUUUUACGAUAAGAAACGUGGACAACUCUCCAGUAUACAGCUUGGCUUUUAGUUUUCUGCCGGGCGGGCUCGAGAGGUUACUCGCCGGCUCAAAAAACGGAUAUGUUUAUGCAUACAACCUUCAGACUAACCGGGUGCAGCAAAAAAUCAAAGUAGGUCAAGCUCCCAUCCUUCAUCUUAUUCACACAGACAACCAACUGAUCACUCAAGAGAAAGGCGGUAAAUUCAAAAUCUUCAACCUAACAAAUUCUGGAUACAAAGAGGAGCAGAUUAUUGACAUUGAUUAUCCCGGAUUUUGCCGUUUUGUAGCCAACACAGAACUCGAAACACUCUAUGUACCUGAUGGGGAUGCCAGAAUACAAAUUUAUAACUUCUCCGGGGAGAAAUUAGGCAUUCUAAAACCGGAGGAUGAUUCACCAAAACUCGGAGAUCCUAUGUGCAUGAAGUUAAUUGAAUUUCCGAAUGAGAAGCCCUGCCUUCUAGUGGGCUAUGAGGCAUGUUGGCUCCUACUAUGGGAUCUCAACACUAGUCAAUGCAUCAGCAAAAUGCAGACAAAGGAAUGUCCAAUGUCCGUCGAUUUCCAUAUCGAACAACAAAGGGGUAUAAUUGGCAAUGCCUCGGAUGUGAUACAAAUAUUUAGUAUAAGCAAAAAAGACUUCAGCCUGACCCACAAAAUGGAUGUGGGUAUUAAGAACCCGGGGAUAAAUAAAGUUAGUACAAGAAGUGACGGCAGAGUAUUUGCUUCUGGAGGCUGGGAUGGGCAUAUUCGUAUAUUUUCUUGGUUUUCUUUGAGACAACUGGUCGUACUUACUGAACAUAGACAGGCCGUACAGGAUGUCGUUUAUUCCGACCAAAAAGUUUCCUAUUGGAAUGCAAAUAUAAUGGCCGCCGGAGGCCUAGAUGGUGCCAUAACAUUAUGGGAUUUGUAUAACACUAAGAAAUAG
Messenger RNA from Danaus chrysippus (African queen), 969 nucleotides. The record is from the annotation of a GenBank genome assembly. Lineage: Eukaryota; Metazoa; Arthropoda; Insecta; Lepidoptera; Nymphalidae.